GACGCCCACCCUCAGCAGCGGCAGCUUGUCGUUGUGCGCGCCGUCACAAGCCGGACUGAGCCGGGCCGAGGAGAGGAUCCGAAGCGCCGUUUUCAUGCUUGUGGCGUGGGUCUCGGGGGGGCGCGUCCUCCCGCCGCCGCGGCUGCUCUUCCUCCUCCUCCUCCUCCUCCUCCUCCGCGGAGCUCCGGGAGACGCCGAGACGGUGUGCGAAUGCAGCAGGAAGUGGCCGUGUCAUUGCGAUGGGGUCAAAGGCCAGAAGGGGGAAGCCGGUUACCCGGGAUACGACGGCCUUCCUGGACUCAUUGGUUACCCCGGCAACGAGGGCAGCCAAGGACCUGAGGGACAGAAGGGUCAACACGGCUUCGCAGGAAACGUCGGCCUGAAAGGCUCUCGGGGUCUUCCAGGACCUUCUGGUUUUCCAGGACCUCCGGGUCUCCCAGGACUUCCGGGUCGGGAAGGCACGGCGGGCCGAGCCGGACUCCCGGGAUGCAACGGGACCAAGGGUCAAGACGGCUUUCCCGCCUUCCGCGGAAUCCCAGGACCGCUUGGCCCGCGAGGUCGCGCCGGACCGCGAGGAGAAAAGGGAGACUCGCAAGUCUUUCCGGAUUCUCCGGGCAUCAAAGGCGCACGAGGACCACGAGGACCAGAGGGAGACGAGGGCCGGAGCGGAGAGCCGGGCCCGCCGGGCUCGCCGGGACCCGCCGGACCUGCCGGUCUUCCUGGACGUCCCGGGUCGCCGGGGUUACCGGGAGAGAAGGGUCAAGAGGGUCCCAAUCCGGUCAGUCGGGGUCCACCAGGCCCGAAGGGAGAUCGCGGACCUGCCGGAAUACCUGGACAAAAAGGGAUCAAAUUGUACGCCGAGGGGCCCAAGGAACUCAAGGGCGAAUCGGGCGACGCUGGAGUAAAAGGUUGUGCUGGACGUUCUGGGCCGGCGGGAAGAUCGGGAAGCAAAGGCGAGCGAGGCCGGCGGGGGGAGCCUGGCUCACCGGGAAAGGCAGGAAAGGACGGCGCCGUGGGAGAAAUGGGCCAACCGGGGACGCCGGGGCCCCGUGGCUUCGUGGGCCCCCCGGGCAUCAACGGGGCACAGGUAAGUACAAAAUCUUGUCUUUUUUCCACAAAACAUUGGAUUUCUUCAACCAAUAGACCCCAUAGUGUCACUUUUUCAACAAUCUUUUUUUCACCCAACAAAAAAGAUUCCUACAAAAAGUCACAUUCUAGGUCUGUGAUUUUACAGUUUUUGUUGUUGUUGUUUUUUUUAAAGAAAAACACGACUUUGUGUUUGUUGAGUUGUGUUGUUAGUGACAAAGAAAAAACACUCCUGACCGUUUGUGUGUUUUGUGUGGAGGGCGAGAAAGGCGACUUUGGUCCCGAUGGUCUUCCAGGCGAGAUAUUUUGGAAGCACGCGUUCGCGAAAGGCCGGACCGGGACUCCCGGGCCCGCCGGACCUCCAGGAGUCCCCGGAGAGCCAGGACUGGUGGGCUUUCCCGGACUGCAGGGCGAGCAAGGGGAGGGUCCUACGGGUCCGCCGGGCCCUCAGGGGCCACCGGGUUUCGCAGGACCUAAAGGAGAGCGAGGGGAGACCGGGCCCGUCGUCAUCGGGCCUCCGGGACCGACCGGCGUCUCGGGAGGUCCCGGACCCGAGGGAGAACCGGGAGAACCCGGAUUACCAGACUUCGUGCGAGGCGGCGUUGGACCUCCGGGCACGAAAGGUGGGAAAGGCGUGACCGGACCUGCCGGGACCCGAGGACGGGAAGGCCCGGAAGGCGAGAAGGGCGACAUGUGUUUGCGCUGUCCCGAUGGCGGGGGUCCGCCCGGACCUCCGGGGGAACCGGGUGCGGACGGGCCCAAAGGUGCACUUGGUGUUCCAGGGGGCAAAGGCGAAAGAGGUCUGAACGGUAUCGCUGGAACACCAGGCCCACCGGGCCUCUUUGGUGUCCCAGGACAGCCAGGACGUCCUGGUUUAACAGGUGACCCUGGCAUCAUGAGGAGAUUUGGGCAGAAAGGGGAAGUUGGGGACCCAGGAGACUUCGGCGCUCCGGGGCUUGACGGUACAGAUGGACUUCCUGGCGUUCCAGGACCCAAAGGCAGUCUGGGACUGAAGGGAAACCCUGGACCUCAAGGACCCAAAGGUGACAGGGGUCCUGUUGGAAUGACCGGUUUCAGAGGGCCAACGGGACAAAUGGGGCCACCGGGGCCUCCACGCAUCGGUGCUCCUGGACCGCCAGGACCACCGGGGAAUGUGGGUGUAUGGGGCCAGCCAGGUGAUGCUGGUAAACCAGGAGAAAAAGGUUCUCCUGGUAAAUUCAUAACCAGUCCGGGAGAUUCAGGUCAGAAAGGAGUGAAGGGUUCGUCUGGGAAUCCUGGAUCAGAAGGGGUGAUGGGUCCUCCUGGAAAUCUGGGAUCGGUCGGUCUGAAGGGAGAAAAGGGACAAAAAGGAUUUACUGUCCAGGGUCCUCCGGGCUUUCCAGGAGUCAAAGGAUUCAAGGGCCUGUCAGGAGAUCCAGGCGUGCCAAGUUAUGGGAGUAAGGGGCGCUCAGGACCGUCAGGACCCCCGGGAAGACCUGGAUCCAAGGGCAAUGCUGGCUUUGGUUCUCCGGGCCAGCAGGGCCAAUCGGGGCCCAGAGGAGAGGAAGGCUCUGUAGGAGCACCGGGGUCUCAAGGGCCCCAAGGAGCUGUUGGACUUCCAGGAUCUGUAGGACAAGAUGGAGCACCAGGUCCCAAAGGUUCCCGGGGUCUAGAUGGGCUUCCUGGACCACCUGGCCCCAUUGGACCUUGCUUUCUAGGAGCACCUGGACCAGUGGGACAGCAGGGGCCAAUGGGAGUCAUUGGCUUCACAGGAAGCCAGGGUCUAAAGGGUGAGAAAGGUGAUCCUGGGCUUCCAGGCGUGGGAGCUAUUGGACCACAAGGACCAUUUGGAGUCCCGGGGUUUGACGGAACUCCAGGUCUACAGGGAAGCAUGGGUUUGAAAGGACAGACUGGGACCGCUGGUCAGCCAGGAAGUCCAGGUAUCAGGGGGGACUCUGGUCCCCCAGGUCCCCGUGGGAGGCCAGGGGACCUAGGGAAACCAGGAGAGCCUGGGAGUCCUGGGCCAAAAGGUCAGGAGGGUGCCAGUGGUGCCACAGGCUCUCAGGGGCCACCCGGGCUUCAGGGGUACCGAGGGGAGACAGGACCCAACGGGAGACAGAUCACUGUGCAGAUGUAUGGAGACCCUGGAGAUCCUGGAGAGCCUGGACCUCUUGGUCAGACCGGUGCUAAAGGCAAUCAAGGUACCCCGGGGCCUCCUGGUCUUGACGGCACCAACGGCAGACCAGGAAGAGCUGGACCUCAAGGACCUCCUGGAGAACCAGGUAGAGAUGGAGAGACUGGUCCUCCUGGUUCCCGUGGUCUCCCUGGCAACCCAGGGGACCUUGGAAAACCAGGUUGUAAAGGUGAAAAAGGUUCUGCGGGGCCCUGUGGAGAACCUGGUUUUGAUGGAAAGGAAGGACUGGAGGGACUGAAAGGUGCAAAAGGGGAACCCAGUUUACCCAGACCUGGACCCAAAGGAUAUCAUGGAGAAAAGGGACAGUUAGGUUGCACAGGUCCUGCAGGUCAAAAGGGGAUGCCAGGAGACAGAGGAGACUUUGGUCCUCCAGGAGAUCGUGGUCCCUGUGGCCCUAAAGGAAAUGCUGGACCACCUGGUUACAGAGGUCCUCCAGGUUCUCCUGGUGAGAAAGCUUGUGAUGGACCUCCGGGGGUCAGCGGACCUCCAGGACCUAGCGGCCUUACAGGUAACAAGGGGGGCCCUGGAGACCCGGGUUCAUCUGGCCCCAGAGGAAACCAGGGACAAGAUGGCAUACCAGGACCUCCUGGAGAGAAAGGAGCCAUGGGAGAACCUGGAAUCGGAGCCAGGGGAGCAGAGGGGACAAAAGGUCCACCAGGCUGCGUCGGCGAAAAGGGACCUCCUGGUACUUGUGGUCAUCCAGGGCCUUCUGGUCCCGAAGGAAAUCAAGGUUGUGCUGGUCCACCUGGGCUCCUGGACCUCCUGGUCUUCGUGGAAGGCAGGGACCCUGCACAGAAGGAGACAAAGGAGGAAAAGGACCGCCAGGAGAACGGGGGCCAAGAGGUCUCCCGGGGUGUCGAGGUCCCCCCCGGUCCCCCAGGUUCUGGUCUUAAAGGAGAGAAGGGACCUAAAGGGGGAAUAGGUAACACAGGAAACCCUGGUUGCCAUGGUGACCCUGGCCCACAAGGCAGGCCGGGGCUAGACGGCGCGCCAGGAGCACCAGGACUCAAAGGCCUUAUGGGGGAUACCGGGGUUACUGGACCUGCUGGGAUGAAGGGGGACAAAGGUCCAGCGGGCAUCAAAGGUUCACGUGGGCCUGCAGGACCUACGGGGAAACAAGGACCGAGGGGUAAGGACGUGUCCCGGGAGGUGGUGGUCUUAGCAGGAGACCAAGGUUUGCCUGGAGGUCAGGGGCCACCAGGACAGCCAGGGACCCCAGGAACGCGAGGGAGAACCGGUGCUCCAGGUCCAAAAGGAGUGCGAGGGGGUGGCGGCCGGACAGGGGGUCCUGGUUUUACAGGCCUGAAAGGGGACACCGGAGACCGAGGAGACCACGGAAUAAAAGGUGUCGCGGGUCCACGAGGUCCCACAGGUGCCAAGGGCGCACGGGGUCCCCCGGGUCCGUGCGUGGACGCCCCCGAGAAGGACGGAUUCCUGUUCAGCCGACACAGCCAGAACGUUCUGGUACCGGAUUGCCCUUCUGGGUCCGUCGAGGUGUACAGCGGCUUCUCCCUGCUCUUCAUCAACGGGAACAACCGAGCUCACGGACAGGACUUGGGAGCUCUCGGUAGCUGCCUUCCUCGUUUUAGCACCAUGCCGUUCCUCUUCUGCAAUACGGACAGCACCUGCCGCUACGCCGCACGCAACGACUACUCCUAUUGGCUGUCCACCGACCAAUCAGGGCUGAGCACCGUGCCCUUCAUCUCUGGACCGCUCCUGAAGAAUUACAUCAGCCGGUGUACGGUGUGCGAGUCGUCGGCGAACGUGAUGGCGGUCCACAGUCAGACGCGUUUGCUUCCCGAGUGUCCUUCCGGUUGGGAUUCUCUGUGGUCCGGCUUCUCCUUCGUCAUGGAAACGGGAGUCGGGGCGGAGGGUUCGGGUCAGCCCCUGUCAUCGCCCGGAUCCUGUCUGGAGAACUUCCGCAAGAUUCCGUUCAUCGAGUGUCACGGCAGAGGGACGUGUAACUUCUACACCGACUCGUACUCGUACUGGUUAGCCGCUCUGGACCCGCGCCACAUGUUCAGCAAACCGAAGCCUCGGACCGAAGCCGGGGACCUGCCGGAAGAUUUGAUCAGUCGUUGCAGAGUUUGCUCCAAGCGCCUGUAAAUGACCGAACGGACCGCCGACGCUAACGACCACAACAACCACUACAACGCAGACGUCAUCAUCAUCACCGGCAACAUCACUGACAUAACGCAUAUCAUCCAUACCGAGACGACACCCUCCAUAGCCCCAAUACUCUUGACCCUGAAGACACCACCAAUCCCAUGGACACCCAAAGUGGCACCUUGAGAUAUGAGUUGACCAUGCUUGUAACUUAAGACACUCGUACCAGUCAUCUUUCCCCAUUGAAAUGAAAUCAAAACGCUGUUAAUCCGUUCCAGCCCUUUGUGCUGCUCCUUCUGGUGUGCCCGCCCUCGCCACCAGGAGGCACUAGCAUACAGUCAUGCAGACAAACGAAGAAGAAUGCUCUCUACUACUAACUACUAAGUGACUCAUUGAGAUCCUGUAAUAUUAGCUGUUUUUCACUGAGGAUAAAGAAUGUAGGCCUGUGACUAUUGUACCAUUUGUGUUCAAAUAAUAAAUGGCUUAAAGGUGUCUAAAAUUGCCAC
Molecule: messenger RNA, 5871 nt
Organism: Phycodurus eques (leafy seadragon)
Lineage: Eukaryota; Metazoa; Chordata; Actinopteri; Syngnathiformes; Syngnathidae
Product: collagen alpha-5(IV) chain-like
Cellular component (GO): collagen trimer
Molecular function (GO): extracellular matrix structural constituent
Source: RefSeq, a predicted model, not a curated record